AUGGCUAAAGAAUUUUUGAUUGGACUUCACGGCCAACCCAAGGCACACAAGGAUGGGUUACCCCUUCGCCCCGUUGUGCCAAACAUAACGGCACCAACAUACCAGCUAUCCAAAUAUAUCGCGUCCGUUUUGUCGAAAGGUUUCAAAAGCGAGUACAACAUCAUCGACAGCUUUUCCUUCGUCAAAUACAUCACCGCUGUGACGCUUCCAGCAGGAUACAUUCUAGUAUCUUUUGAUGUCGUCUCCCUCUUCACGAACAUCCCGAAGGACCUGGUUAUUCGCGACAUCAUUAUGAACUGGGACAUCAUAGGAAAAGCAACAAAUAUCAACCUGGAUUUGUUCCUCGAGAUGGUGAGCUUUUGCAUAGAUAGCAGCUACUUCAAAUUCCGGGACAAGUUCUAUCAACAAACAUUUGGUACAGCUAUGGGCAGUCCUCUUUCGCCAAUACUUGCGGAAGUAGUCAUGGAAGUACUUUUAAGGACUGUCACAAAUAGACUGAGCUUCCCACUCCCAGUCAUCAAAAAAUAUGUGGACGAUUUGUUCAUAGCACUACCAGAAGACCAAAUAGAACAUACGCUACAGAUAUUCAACAGCUACAACCAACACCUGCAGUUCACCGUUGAGAAGGAGGCCGACGGAAGGCUUCCAUUCCUCGACACCCUAGUCAUCAGAAACCCAGAUCAGACCAUAUCUACGCAAUGGUAUUCCAAACCAAUAUCUUCAGGACGACUGCUAAACUUCCACUCAUUCCACCCCAUAAGCAUGAAGAUAAACGUCGCCGCAAACUUCAUCAAACGGGUGACCUUGCUCACCACCAAUCUCAACCAACAACAGCAAUUCAACAUCAUCUUCCACCACCUCCGCUCCAACAACUACCCGUCAUCGUUGAUCAACCGCUUGCUAUGCCGAGCAAAACCGAGGGCCUCGAUAACAGAAGUCCCGCAUGAUACACCAACAACAUCCAACGUAGGCCACCUCCAAGAGUUAAACGAAGAAAACCAUCCUCACGCCGGCAGCAUCACAUCUAGAGGCUUGCAAACUCCAUUGGAUCAAAACACUCCAGCCAUCCAACCCCAGCAGCGACCACCACCUUCCACAACCAACGGUCAGCAGCUCACCGAAUACAGAAGCAUCCCCUUCAUUGAAAAUCUCAGUCCUACAAUCGCCAACAUCCUAAAAGCCGAUUUUCCACAGACAAACCCCAGCCAUAUCAACAAUGGAACCAAUUCCACACCUCCUAAAUGA
Molecule: messenger RNA, 1245 nt
Organism: Aedes albopictus (Asian tiger mosquito)
Lineage: Eukaryota; Metazoa; Arthropoda; Insecta; Diptera; Culicidae
Exons: 3
Coding region: 1-1245 (414 amino acids)
Source: RefSeq, a predicted model, not a curated record